CUUGUAGUUUAGGGGUAUAUAUAGCGAGACUGACAAGGGGCUGCUCAUCACCAACAUGAAGGUCUUGGUGUUCUGUGCUCUAGUGUCAGCUGCCGCCGCUUGGCGAAAUUAUGGCUUCGUGAACGACGAGGCUGGGGCAUCUGACGCGCAAAUACAGAAUGACGUGAAUUAUCUACUGUUCAAGGUAUUUGAACCUAUACGACAUAAAACUCUGAGACAACUCGGUGAGACCUUCGACCCUGAAGCUGACACAUCUCACUAUUCUGACGGUGGAGCUGCUGUCCACAAGCUAUUAAAAGAACUGAAGGACCAAAGGCUGCUCAAAAAAAAACACUGGUUCUCCCUCUUUAAUACACGACAACGUGAAGAAGCACUUUUUCUCUAUGAUGUUUUGGAACAUAGCAAUGACUGGCAAACAUUUGUCGGCAAUGCUGCAUAUUUCAGAAAUCAUGUUAAUGAAGGAGAAUUUGUUUAUGCUUUAUAUGCAGCAGUCGUCCACUCGUCACUUACCAAACACGUUGUACUUCCACCACUUUAUGAGGUCACCCCACAUUUGUUCACAAACAGUGAAGUUAUCCAGCAAGCCUAUCGUGCCAAGAUGACUCAAACACCUGUUAAAUUCAGGUCAGAAUUCACUGGGAGCCAAAAGAACCCAGAGCAACGUGUAGCAUACUUCGGCGAAGAUAUUGGCCUGAAUACUCACCACGUUACCUGGCACUUGGAGUUCCCAUUCUGGUGGAAUGACGCAAAUGAAGGUCACCAUCUGGAUCGCAAGGGUGAAAACUUCUUCUGGGUACAUCACCAGCUCACUGUUCGUUUCGAUGCUGAACGUCUGUCAAACUACUUGGAUCCUGUAGACGAACUCCACUGGGAAGAAACUAUCAGAGAAGGCUUUGCUCCUCAUACAACUUACAAGUAUGGUGGGUACUUCCCUUCUCGUCCUGAUAAUGUUCACUAUGAGGAUGUCGACGGUGUUGCUCGUAUUCGCGACAUGAUCAUUCUUGAGAGCCGCAUUCGUGAUGCCAUUGCCCAUGGAUAUGUUACAGCCCAUGAUGGAUCUACUAUCGACAUAAACAACUCACACGGAAUUGAUGUCCUUGGUGAUGUCAUUGAGUCGUCAACAUACAGCCCUAACGUUGAGUACUAUGGUGCUCUCCACAAUACUGGUCACGUGGUACUUGGUCGCCAGGGAGAUCCACAUGGAAAAUAUGACUUACCUCCUGGAGUACUGGAACACUUUGAAACUGCCACCCGUGACCCAGCAUUCUUUAGGCUACAUAAAUAUAUUGAUAAUAUCUUCAGGGAACACAAGGAUAGUCUCACUCCCUACACUGAGGAAGAAUUGGAGUUCAAUGGUGUUGCUAUCAACAAUGUUGCCAUUGAUGGCACACUAGAAACGUUCUUUGAGGAUUUCGAAUACAGCUUAGUUACUGCUGUGGAUGACACCCCUGAAGUUCCAGAUGUUGCUAUAUCUACUAUUGUAUCACGUCUAAACCACAAAGACUUUUCCUUCAACAUUGACGUUACCAACAAUAAUGAUCACGAAGUGUUGGCAACAGUUCGUAUCUUCGCCUGGCCACAUCGUGACAACAAUGGUAUUGUCUAUCCAUUCAAUGAGGGACGGUGGAGAGCCAUUGAGCUAGAUAGGUUCUGGAGAAAACUGAGUCCUGGUGCGAACCACAUCGUGCGCAAGUCUACUGAAUCGGCAGUGACUGUCCCUGACGUGCCUAGUUUCAAGUCACUGGUAGAGAAGACUAAAGCUGCUCUCGCCUCUGGUAGCCAACUCGACCUUCAUGAUUACGAGAGUGCGGUUGGACUGCCCAACAGGUUCUUGAUCCCUAAGGGUAACUCAGGAGGUCUUGAGCUCGACCUGGUGGUGGCUGUGACUGACGGCAAAGCUGAUGCUGCUGUAGAAAAUCUACAUGAAAAUACUGUUUUCAAUCACUAUGGCUACCACGGAGUGUAUCCCGACAACCGACCACACGGUUAUCCCCUGGAUCGUCGUGUAGAUGAUGAACGCAUCUUCCACGACCUUUCCAAUUUCCACCAACAAACAGUCAAGGUCUACAAUCAUUAGGAUUUCUUUAAAUAUCAUCGAAUAAAAAAUAUUAAAAUAUAUGAAAGCCACGAAAAUACUUUUCUAAUAUACACCGUAAAA
Messenger RNA from Cherax quadricarinatus, 2158 nucleotides. Its product is annotated as hemocyanin subunit. The record is from RefSeq and is a predicted model, not a curated record. Gene Ontology annotation, molecular function: oxidoreductase activity. NCBI's taxonomy places the organism in Eukaryota, Metazoa, Arthropoda, Malacostraca, Decapoda, Parastacidae.